CGCGCUCCCCAGUCGACUCCUCGCUAACGGACAGUGAAGGUUACCUGCUUCAACAGUGCUUGAACGGCAACCGCUCAUCUGUCUCCCAACACCUCGACUCAGGACUUCUCCAUCCGAUCAACUCCUCCAUCCUCCGCAUCUCACCCGCAACUAAACAUCCGAUAUCCUCCUCCGAGAAAACACCGUCCCAAACGCCAUUGGCCCGACAGCUAGCCAAACAGUUUGUUGUGCUAACGACACGAGACGCUGAUUUUCGACCUCCACACAGGAAGAAGAAGGACAGACGCCAACACCGACGUUUGAACCAUGUCUUCCCAAGUGAGACAGAACUUCCAUUCGGACUGCGAGGCUGCAAUCAACAGGCAGAUCAACCUGGAGCUGUACGCCUCCUACGUCUACCUGUCUAUGGGUUACUUCUUUGACCGGGAUGACCAGGCAUUGCACAACUUUGCUAAGUUCUUCCGUGGUCAGUCGCACGAGGAGCGUGAGCAUGCUGAGAAGCUGAUGAAACUACAGAACCAGAGGGGGGGGCGGAUCUUCCUUCAAGAUAUCAGGAAACCAGAGAGGGAUGAGUGGGGCAGUGGGAUCGAGGCUCUUGAAUGUGCCCUGCAGCUGGAGAAGAGCGUGAACCAGUCACUGCUGGAGCUGCACAAGCUCUGCGCUGAUCACAACGACCCACAUAUGUGUGAUUUCAUCGAGACUCACUACCUGGACGAGCAGGUGAAGUCCAUCAAAGAGCUGGGAGACUGGGUGACCAACCUGCGUCGCAUGGGAGCCCCCAGCAAUGGCAUGGCCGAAUACUUGUUUGACAAACACACCAUGGGCAAAGAAAGCAGCUAGAUCCCUGCAUAGGUCCUUCAGACGCCUCUUUAUAUGUUUAUUUGUAUCAUGCGUCUAAGUAUUUUAAACUAAUCUUAACAUCUAAGAAACGCCUGAGUGCUAUUCCAUUCCUAUCGUCUCUCAUAUCCUGCUCUCUCUCGGUCAGCUGCGUUCUUGUGAUUACUAUGUAUUUGCUGAGUUUUAUGCCAAGAACUGUUGAAUAAACUGAGCCCUCUGGAUUCUGA
Messenger RNA from Platichthys flesus (European flounder), 1064 nucleotides. RefSeq names its product ferritin, heavy subunit. Gene Ontology annotation, molecular function: ferrous iron binding; ferric iron binding. Gene Ontology annotation, cellular component: cytoplasm. Lineage: Eukaryota; Metazoa; Chordata; Actinopteri; Pleuronectiformes; Pleuronectidae. The transcript has 5 exons. The record is from RefSeq and is a predicted model, not a curated record. Bases 307 to 840 code for a protein of 177 amino acids. Gene Ontology annotation, biological process: intracellular iron ion homeostasis; iron ion transport.